This is a messenger RNA of Nerophis ophidion (straightnose pipefish), 3875 nucleotides long. Its product is annotated as zinc finger protein 391-like. Bases 88 to 1749 code for a protein of 553 amino acids. Gene Ontology annotation, molecular function: RNA polymerase II cis-regulatory region sequence-specific DNA binding; DNA-binding transcription factor activity. Gene Ontology annotation, biological process: regulation of transcription by RNA polymerase II. Lineage: Eukaryota; Metazoa; Chordata; Actinopteri; Syngnathiformes; Syngnathidae. The transcript is spliced from 5 exons. The record is from RefSeq and is a predicted model, not a curated record.
UCCCAGCUUCCGGGGAAAACAGAAGACAUCAGAAAGAGCACAUCGAAGGAGAAAGACGCUAAUAAUUUUCCGUACCUUGAAGACAUCAUGCCUCGUCAGUGUGUUGUCGGAGGGUGUAACAACACCAACAGGGAGGGAUUCAAGUUGCACCACUGGCCCAAAGAUGCCAAAGUGGCAAGAAAUUGGACGAAAUUUGUUCAAAAUACGAGGGUGUGGGGAAAGCCGACGAAAUGGUCAGUGGUUUGUUCCGCACACUUUACCGACGACAGCUAUGCUACGACAGAGAUGGCAAGAAUGUUUGGAUAUCCACUGACACUCAAAGCAGAUGCAUUUCCAACUAUAAAGUCAAAUAAAUCUGCCGCCAGACCCCCAUUGAACGUGCCGAAGUGUGUGAGCUAUUCAGGGACAAAGGAACUUGAUAGCACGGCAAGCAGUUUGUUCCGGCAGAUGAGCGAGCUAAACCCCCUGGAUGUCUUGGCUCACACCGCUUCUACCGAAGAUGAUCAAGUGAAGAAUAUGGGCCCUAGUUUCCCUGGCCUGCUGACAUCAACUCCAAAACUGGACAGAUCAGCUUUCAGGAAAAGAGAGCGGAUGAGGGUGUUACAGGACAUUUUUUCGAACUCUUAUCGACAUUCCACUGAAGAGGAUGAUUAUCAAACUUUUUCAAGAGCGGAUAUUGGAGUUCAGAUAUACCCUGAUGUGAAGUCUAAAGAUGUCCAGCAUCCACCCCACAUGAAAGAGGAAGAGGAGGAAGUGUGGAUGAGUCAGGAGGGAGAGUGUCUUCUAUGGCAGGAGGAGGCUGAUGUCAGCAAGUUUCCACUGACUGUUGUCUCUGUGAAGACUGAAGAGCAUGAAGACAAACCACCUGAGUCCUCACAGCUUCAUCACAGUCCAAACGUCCAGCAGGUGUCAGCAGAGAGUCAUGAAGAGAUUCCCUCCAAGCAGCAGGAGUGGAGCUCCAGUGUGGGACAGAAGGAGCUACAGACCCCCUCCCACAUUAAAGAGGAAGAGGAGGAACUGUGGAAGCAGCUUCAAAGGUUGGUGGAGGAUAAUGAUGAAGAUGAAGCUCAGUUCUUACUGCUUCAUCACAGUCAAAGUGAGGAGAACAGAGGGGCGGAGCUUGUAAGUCAACACAUCACAGAAGCUGAUGGAGAGCAUUGUGAAGAUAUAAAGUCAGAACCAGACAGCAUCUUUGCUCCACUGUCAGACAUGGACCACAUGAUGUCACACUCUUCUGAUCACAGUGAUCACAUCCAACAACCUUUGGAGAGGAAAAAUGACUCUAAAGGUGAUACGAGACAUCACACUAACAACAAACACUUUGACUGCUCUCAAUGUGGGAAAUCAUUUAGACAGAAGAGUAUUUAUACAAGACACAUGAGGAUACAUACCGGAGAGAAACCUUUUACUUGCUCUGUUUGUAAGAAGAGUUUCUCCACAAAGUUUGAAAUGACCACACACAUGAGAACACACACUGGAGAGAAACCUUUUACUUGCUCUGUUUGUAAGAAGAGUUUCUCCACAAAGCUUGUCAUGACCACACACAUGAGAACACAUACUGGAGAGAAACCUUUUACUUGCUCUGUUUGUAAGAAGAGUUUCUCCAGAAAGCAAUACAUGACACCACACAUGAGAACACACACUGGAGAGAACCCGUUGAGUUGCACUGUGUGUGAUAAAAGGUUCAGGUAUAAGUAUCAGGUCAGUAAACACAAGUGUGUAACAGUCAUGGAAGCUGCAGGGAUUUAAAAACACUUAAACAGUGAUUGUGCCAAAUGUACUCUAAUAACACAGCAUGUUUAAAGGGGAACAUUAUCAGCAGACCUAUGUAAGCGUCUAUAAAUACCUUGAUGUUGCAGAAAAAAGACCACGUUUUUUUAACCGAUUUCCAAACUCUAAAAGGGCGAAUUUGGCGAUUUAAAGACCUUUCAAUUAUUCGCUGUCGGAGCGAUGUUUCUUUCACCCGUGACAUCACAAUGGGAAGCAAUCCGCCAUUUCCUUAAACACAUUACACACACAAGUCAAGUCAGCUCUGUUAUUUUCCGUUUUUUCGACUGUUUUCCGUACCUUGGAGACAUCAUGCCUCGUCGGUGGGUUGUCGGAGGGUGUAACAACACGAUCAGGGAUGGAUUCAAGUUGGAAUGUGCAUCGAUUAGAACGGCAUGCUAAUCGAUGCUAACAUGCUAUUUAGGCUAGCUGUAGGUACAUAUCGCAUCGCUGUGCCUCAUUUGCACCUAUAUUUGCAUCCAGCCUUUCUCUCCACCCACAUUUAAGGCCAAACAAACACAUACCAAUCGACAGAUUCAAGUUGCACCAUUGUCAAAAGAUGCGAAAGUCCCUCGUUUGUUCUGCACAUUUUACCGGCGAUGCUAUGACAGACAUGGCACAGAGAUGUGUGGAUAUCCUGCGACACUCAAAGCAGAUGCAUUUCCAACGAUAAAGUCAAUGAAAUCACAACGGUGAGUUUUGUUGAUGUUAUUGACUUAUGUGCUAAUCAGACAUAUUUGGUCGCGGCAUGACUGCCAGCUAAUCGAUGCUAACAUGCUAUUUAGGCUAGCUGUAUCUACAUUUGUGGCUAUAUUUGCAUCCAGCCUUUCCCUCCACCCACAUUUAAUGCCAAACAAACACUUACCAAUCAACGGAUUUAAGUUGCUCCAGUGGUCAAAAGAUGCAAUCUUUGGUUAGAAGGCGAUCGCCGAAUAGCUUCAAUAGCUAUUCACUCAAAAGCUUCAGUUUCUUCUUCAAUUUUGUUUUCGCUAUCUGCCUCCACACUCCAACCAUCCGUUUCAAUACAUGCGUAAUCUGUUGAAUCGCUUAAGCCGCUGAAAUCCGAAUCUGAAUUCGAGCUAAUGUCGCUAUAUCUUGCUGGUCUGUCCGCCAUGUUUGAUUGUAUUGGCAUCACUAUGUGACAUCACAGGAAAAUGGACGGUGGAUUUACAGAUAGCGAAAAUCAGGCACUCUAAAGGCUUUUUUUGGGAUAUUCCAUGAUUGGUAAAAUUUUGAAAAAAACUUUGAAAAAUAAAAUAAGCCACUGGGAACUGAUUUUUAUUGGUUUUAACUCUUAUGAAAUUGUGAUAAGGUUCUCCUUUAAUAUGAAUGUAUAUUUGAUGAUGUAUGUAGUGCUUCUCAUCUUCUACUGUUAUGUUAUCCUGGAGUUUUUAAGUUGUGUGCAUGUAUUGAAUAUCAUAUAUGUAGCUACUAAUUUAUUUGAUUUUCUCAUUGUUAAAGAGAGGACAUUUUUAUUUUCACUUUGGGUUUUUUUUCACACAUUUUCUUCCUAUGUAUUUUUAUUGAUGUUAUUAUCCAAUUAAAAGUAUGAAUGAAUAAAAUAUUUAACAAAAUGUGGACUCUAGUAGAUGAGCAGCAUUGUUACAUCAUGGAUGUUAACUACAGAAAAACAUCAACAAAGAAGAAAAAGGCUGAAGUUAGCAACACAUCACUGAACUUUAGAGCCAUCGUGAGUGGAGUUGCUUGUUUUUAUUGCUGCAUUUGUACUUAUUUCACCUCACAUCUUCACUUUCAACUCUAAAGUCUUCUUCAAAUAUAUUGUUCUGGGCUUCUAAUAUUGAUGUUUACUAUGUGUGUGUAGUCUGUGGAAAGGGUUGUUGUCCCUUGUGGAUCCAUUUGUUCACUUGAACAGAUACAUCAUCAUCAUCAUCAUCAUCAUCAUUAUCAAAAUACAGAUUUAAGUACUGUAUUAGAGUGCCUCUUGUAGUACUCCAACUCGCCACACUGAGAAGUGGGGGCGAUCCUGAGCUAGCAGAUGAAUGUUGCUAUCCUGUUUUAUCAGCGAGGAAGACAGCAUUUGUGUUUACUUUUUUGUCAGAUCCAAGUUGUAUUGCUCUGCUGAAUAAAUGAAUCACUAUGGCUGCCAA